Lipotes vexillifer (Yangtze River dolphin) is the source of this 3015-nucleotide messenger RNA. RefSeq names its product nuclear factor of activated T cells 4 (gene NFATC4). Bases 271 to 2655 code for a protein of 794 amino acids. Lineage: Eukaryota; Metazoa; Chordata; Mammalia; Artiodactyla; Lipotidae. The transcript has 10 exons. Gene Ontology annotation, cellular component: transcription regulator complex. The record is from RefSeq and is a predicted model, not a curated record. Gene Ontology annotation, biological process: cytokine production; regulation of transcription by RNA polymerase II; calcineurin-NFAT signaling cascade. Gene Ontology annotation, molecular function: DNA-binding transcription factor activity, RNA polymerase II-specific; RNA polymerase II cis-regulatory region sequence-specific DNA binding; transcription factor binding.
CGUGGUUUUCCCAUCUCAUCCCUGGAGGAGGGGCUGGAGCAUCCCGGGCAGCCAAUCAGAGACAGGCUGGGGGGGCGCUUUGAAGAAGUUUGGGGAAAAAAGUUUGGAAAAGUUUCUAUAAUAACGAGGGGGCGUCCGGAGGGAGGCAGCAGCGGCGGAGGAGGGGGCGUCUCAGAGAAGGGAGGGCGGGAGCCACGGGUCAAGAUACUGCAGCCUCCUGAGAUUCCCCCCUCCCACCCAGACCGGGACCUGGGGGCUCUGGCCGGAUCCAUGGGGGCAGCAAGCUGCGAGGAUGAGGAGCUGGAAUUUAAGCUGGUGUUCGGGGAGGAAAAGGAGGCCCCCCCGCUGGGCGCGGGGGGGUCGGGGGAAGAACUGGACUCAGAGGACACCCCACCAUGCUGCCGUCUGGGCCUGGGGGAGCCUCCUCCCUAUGGUGCUGCCCCUAUUGGCAUUCCCCGGCCCCCACCCCCUCGGCCUGGCAUGCACUCCCCACCACCCCGCCCGGCCCCCUCACCUGGCACUUGGGAGAGCCAGCCAGCCCGGUCAGUGAGGCUGGGGGGGCCGGGAGGGGGCUCCGGGGGGGCUGGGGGAGGCCGUGUUCUUGAGUGUCCCAGCAUCCGCAUCACCUCUAUCUCUCCCACUCCCGACCCGCCAGCUGCGCUGGAGGACAACCCAGAUGCCUGGGGGGAAGGAUCCCCCAGGGAUUACCCCCCACCAGAAGGCUUUGGAGGCUACCGAGAGGCAGGGGCCCAGGGCGGGGGUCCCUUCUUCAGCCCGAGCCCUGGCAGCAGCAGCCUGUCUUCCUGGAGCUUCUUCUCAGAUGCCUCUGACGAGGCAGCCUUGUAUGCAGCCUGUGACGAGGUGGAGUCUGAGCUAAAUGAGGCGGCCUCCCGCUUUGGCCUGGGCUCCCCACUGCCCUCACCCCGGGCCUCCCCUCGGCCGUGGACCCCCGAUGACCCCUGGAGCCUGUAUGGUCCGAGCCCUGGAGGCCGGGGUCCAGAGGAUAGCUGGCUACUCCUCAGCGCUCCUGGGCCCACCCCAGCUUCCCCACGACCUGCCUCUCCAUGUGGCAAGCGGCGCUAUUCCAGCUCAGGAACCCCAUCUUCGGCCUCCCCAGCUCUGUCCCGCCGAGGCAGCCUAGGGGAGGAGGGGCCUGAGCCACCUCCAGCACCCCCAUUGCCUCUGGUCCGGGACCCGGGCUCCCCUGGCCCCUUUGACUACACGGGGGCACCACCAGCCGAGAGCAUCCCCCAGAAGACCCGGAGGACUUCCAGCGAGCAGGCGGUGGCCCUGCCUCGGUCUGAGGAGCCUGCCCCGUGCAAUGGGAAGCUGCCUUCGGGAGUAGAGGAGGCUGGGGCUCCUCCCGGGGGUCCUCGGAAGGAGGUGGCCGGCAUGGACUACCUGGCGGUGCCUUCCCCACUGGCUUGGUCCAAGGCCCGGACUGGGGGACACAGCCCCAUCUUCAGGACCUCUGCCCUCCCCCCGCUGGACUGGCCUCUGCCCAGCCAGUAUGAGCAGCUGGAGCUGAGGAUCGAGGUGCAGCCCAGAGCCCACCACCGGGCCCACUAUGAGACAGAGGGCAGCCGGGGAGCUGUCAAAGCUGCCCCUGGUGGUCACCCCAUUGUCAAGCUCCUAGGCUACAGUGAGAAGCCACUGACCCUACAGAUGUUCAUCGGCACCGCAGAUGAGAGGAACCUGCGACCUCACGCUUUCUAUCAGGUGCACCGUAUCACAGGCAAGAUGGUGGCCACGGCCAGCUACGAAGCUGUAGUCAGUGGCACCAAGGUGUUGGAGAUGACCCUGCUUCCUGAGAACAACAUGGCAGCCAACAUUGACUGUGCCGGAAUCCUGAAGCUUCGGAAUUCAGACAUUGAGCUGCGGAAGGGUGAGACGGACAUCGGGCGCAAGAACACACGCGUGCGGCUGGUAUUCAGGGUACACGUGCCCCAAGGCAGCGGGAAGGUCAUCUCGGUGCAGACAGCAUCGGUGCCCAUCGAGUGCUCCCAGCGCUCAGCUCAGGAGCUGCCCCAGGUGGAGGCCUACAGCCCCAGUGCCUGCUCCGUGACGGGAGGGGAGGAGCUAGUGCUGACUGGCUCCAACUUCCUGCCAGACUCCAAGGUGGUGUUCAUCGAGAGGGGCCCUGACGGAAAGCUGCAAUGGGAGGAGGAGGCCACAGUGAACCGGUUGCAGAGCAAUGAGGUGACGCUGACCCUGACCAUCCCCGAGUACAGCAACAAGCGGGUGUCCCGGCCAGUCCAGGUCUACUUUUACGUUUCCAACGGGCGGAGGAAGCGCAGUCCUACCCAGAGUUUCAAGUUCCUGCCUGUGAUCUUCAAGGAGGAGCCUCUACCGGACGCAUCUCUCCGGGGCUUCCCUUCAUCAUCGGGGCCCCACUUCGGCUCUGACAUGGACUUCUCACCACCCAGGCCCCCCUACCCCUCCUAUCCCCAUGAAGACCCUGCUUAUGAAACUCCUUACCUGUCAGAAGGCUUCAGCUAUGGCACGCCCCCUCUGUACCCCCAGACGGGGCCCCCGCCAUCCUACAGACCUGGCCCGCGGAUGUUCCCUGAGACUGGGGGUACCACAGUGAGUGAGAUCAUUGGCCGAGACCUGAGUGGCUUCCCUGCACCUCCUGGAGAAGAGCCUCCCGCCUGAACCAUCGCCUGGCCCCUGCUCCCCCCUGCCCUGCCCACUUUCCCUUCAUCCUGGGAUGGCGGUUCCAGAGGCUUGGGGGCCAAUCUGGUUCCUCUUUCCCCAGUUUCUUGCCUGCUCUCCCCUGCCCUCCCUUCCCUCCCCUAGCUGAGGUGUGGCCCCCCCCCGGGGCCUGGUGCUGCCUUGGAGGGCUGGGGGCGGGGGAACAUGGAGGCCUGGGAUGGGGGUGGACCCUGGGGGGGCUACUGGGAGCGAGGACUGGAGGACUGCCCGGAGUGAAGGCCGUGUCUAGAUUGUGUACAGACCACGGUGCUGGGAGGCUGGGGCCAGGUUGAUGGGUAAUAAACUGCUCGCUGACUAGUG